Striga asiatica is the source of this 1608-nucleotide messenger RNA. Lineage: Eukaryota; Viridiplantae; Streptophyta; Magnoliopsida; Lamiales; Orobanchaceae. The record is from the annotation of a GenBank genome assembly.
UCUCUCUCUCUCUCUCUCAAACCUCUCUCUACUAUGGAGCUCGCAACGCCUCCACCCGCCGGCACUGUAACCACAUCGCCCCGCCCGCCAAUCGUACCCUCGAAGCUCCGUCUGAUGUGCAGCUACGGCGGCCACAUACUCCCUCGCCCUCACGACAAAUCUCUCUUCUACGCCGGCGGCGAGACCCGCAUCGUCGCCUUGGAUCGCCGCACGACCGCCGCCUCACUCUCGGCGCUCUCCGCCCAUCUCUCUCGAGCCCUCCUAAACAACCGCCCUUUUCUCCUCAAGUACCAGCUUCCUAGCGAGGACCUCGAUUCGCUAAUCUCCGUUCUAACCGACGAGGAUCUGUCGAACAUGCUGGAGGAGCACGAUCGGAUCGAUCCACCCGCGCGCAUCAGAUUGUUCCUCUUCCCCAUCAAGCCCGAAUCCGUGGGGUCGGCCCUGCUCGACCCCAAAUCAGAUACCUGGUUCUCAGAUGCUCUAAAGAGCACGGGUGUUUUGCAGAAGGGGCAAUCUGCGGAUUCCGGUUUAUUGAUGAGCAUUGUGCCGGAUUUGGAGACUCCAUUGGAGAGUGGGUGUAUGGGCGGCGGCGGUGGCGAGGGUAAGCUCAGUGCUGAGUCAUUGGUUCUGGAAACGAGUUCAUCAUUUGGGUCAACUAGUUCUUCGUUUUCCAUGUCCAAUUCGCCUCCAAUUGGGAUUAACCAGUGCGAUGAGAAGGGAGUGAAGCUUGACAGGAGCAUCAGGGUUCCUUCAUCUGCCUCAAUUGAAAGUGAAAUAAGGCUUGCAAGUUUAUCAGCCCCACCACCAAAACCCGGAUUCCUUCAAGAGCCACUGAUUCAGGUCGAUCAAGACGAAUCAUCAGAAAAUCCUGUUUCUGAAGCUUCACUCAAUAUAACAUUUCAUAAACCAACUCAAGUAAUUGGAUAUCCUAUAUCACAGCUACCUGAUGGAAAAAAGCAACAAUCUGAAACACAGUUGAUCCAAGGAGGUUUGCAUUAUAUACCUCAGUAUCCUGGUCCAGUGCAAAUCCCACCUUACUAUCCUCUGUACCAAACACCAAUACACCCACAGCAUAUAUCAUGCCCUCCAAAUCAGCCCUAUCCCAUAUAUUUGGUGCCGGUUACACCUUCCCAAUAUCCUAAUAUGUCAAUGCUGUAUAAUUCCUCGGAUGCCAAUACUACAACUACUACUUCAGUUCUUCCUCCUUUGCAUCCACAGGCAACAUUGCCAGCUCAACCAAAAGUUUACCCCACUGCAACACAAUUAGUUGGUUUACCUUCUGAUCAAGGUCUAGCUGAGGGCCCUCCUGAGCCACAGACUGCUUUGGAAUCUGUUAACACAACUGCUUCUGAGGGCAAUGAAUUUGAAGAAGAUAUUGUGUACAACCAAAUAUACAAAACUCAGCCUUUGCCACCUGUGGUGACACCUCAGAACCAAAUGAUGACAACAGGAAUGAAGCUUGUGGAACCUUCUGUCCAGUUUCAGCAGAAAAAGCCAUGCUAAGCUGCCGGCACAUCCUUAAUGGGUCAUUAACUGAUGAGAAAUAUUGUCACUUGCUCGUUCUUUUUUUUUUUUUUUAAAUAUAUCUUUUUUUCUGUCUCUAGGUGG